This is a messenger RNA of Fragaria vesca subsp. vesca, 826 nucleotides long. RefSeq lists its product as uncharacterized. The coding region runs from base 40 to 558 and encodes 172 amino acids. NCBI's taxonomy places the organism in Eukaryota, Viridiplantae, Streptophyta, Magnoliopsida, Rosales, Rosaceae. The record is from RefSeq and is a predicted model, not a curated record. The transcript is spliced from 3 exons.
AAGAAAAAAGGUAAAAGCAGCAGAGAGCAGCGAAAUAAAAUGAGCGAAGGUCCGAAGCUCUACAACAACAAACCCAAGAAAGCGCACCUCAAACAGUUUCAAGAUCAGCAGGUUUUCGCUUCCGCAGCACCGUCGUCUUCAACAAUGCACUCCUCCACUCCGCCGCCGCCGCCUCCGCCGCAGCUCCCCAAGGAGUCGUUUGCUCGCCGUUACAAGUUCCUCUGGCCGAUGCUCUUGGCUGUGAAUCUCGGCGUUGGAGCUUACCUGUUCAUGCGGACGAAAAAGAAAGAGACAGACGUGGAGGAAGAAAUUACUACUGCAGUUUCAAGUGUUGCUCAAACAACUGCUACUGAGAAACCCAUGCCUCAGCCAGCUAUCACAGAGCCUGUAAAAAUGCGGGAACUGAUCUCAGAGGAACAACAACGCGAAGCUUUCAAGUGGAUUUUGGAGGAAAAAAGAAAGGUCAAACCAAACAAUCCUGAAGAGAAGAAGCGCAUUGAUGAGGAAAAAGCCCUUCUGAAACAGUUCAUUCGAGCAAAAUCUCUUCCAACAUUCUAACCGUUAAAGCUUUGUUUUCAAAAAUGCCGACUACCAGGGUGGAUUCUCAUGUGCUUCUUUGUUUUCUACUCGUUUUGUGGGAUUGUCUCUAGAAAGGAUCAUGUCUGCACAGAUUUAGUUGUUAUCAUUUGAUGGAAGUAUGAAACUCUUAUGUGCAAAGGCUAAUUUUGAAUCUUGGGUGCUGUCGUUCACCUGCCUAUUGUUACAUCGAAGUCCUCUCACAUGUAACUAAAUAUACUGUUCUUUAAAUCCUUGAUUACUUCUUGGU